Messenger RNA from Neurospora hispaniola, 1531 nucleotides. RefSeq lists its product as uncharacterized. NCBI's taxonomy places the organism in Eukaryota, Fungi, Ascomycota, Sordariomycetes, Sordariales, Sordariaceae. The transcript has a single exon. The record is from RefSeq and is a predicted model, not a curated record. Bases 141 to 1301 code for a protein of 386 amino acids.
UCUGCUGCUUCUGGUCUAAACACCCUUCAGCCUUCCAUCACCAACCUACCAUUACACACGCUUCCGUCUACGGUUACAGCUUGCUACAGCUAUCUACAUACCUAUCCGUACUCAAGGCUACUACGACGCCCGCAGCAGCCAUGUCCCACAAGAAGGUUGGAUUCCGGGACGACUCCCCUUCGGGUGCAUCCCACUACUCGGAUCACCAGAGGAGCGAUUCCGGGGUCGGUUCUCUAAGUGGUAGCGACUGCGGUGUUCCCAACAGUGAUCGUACCUACACACCCCGUGAUUAUGACGACCAUCGGGACGCUCGCGAGAUUCUGCGCCUCAAGAAUGAGUUGACGCAGGCAGAGGACAAGAUCAAAGAUCUCCAGGCCAAAAUCCAACACCUUGAACGACUUCAGGUAUCCCACAGCCAGCUCAAGAUCACUCACAAGGAGGUCAUUCAGAGUGAGGCUACACUGCAAGCACAGCUGGACGCGAAGCAGAAUGAGAACGAGGUCCUAUCCGAUCAACUCACCGAGCUAAAGUCCAAGAAUGCCGAGCUAGUGCAAAAGAACAAGGAUCUGACCAGCGAAAACACGCAGCUCAAGGAGGAACACAAGAAGCUGCGGGAACUCGAAGACGCCAAGAAACCCACAGACCUCAAGGACCCCAAAGAGUCGAGCGAAUCCGUCGAUUCCGAGAAGAUGAAGAGACCCCGGCGCAAGAGCAUGUCCAUGCCACCGCCAUCCGACUCAUCGGAGGACAGGAGACCUCGCCGAAGCUCGAGCCGACGUGCUCCACAUAGAGAACACGAGAAGUUGGACAUGGACAGUGAGUGGGAGCGACAGCUAGAGAGGGAGCGACAGCUGGCACUGGCACACGAACGACCGGUCAUUGACGAGGAGAAGGAGCGUCUCCGCAGCCGCUUCCGCACUCGGGGUGACGACAACGAUGCCAAGAGCAGCAGCCAAUCUCUCCCAUCUCUCCCGCCGGCCACCAUCAGAGGCCAGCCACGGAACAGCCAGCGUGAUAGCUACAUUGAAUCUUCUGGUCGCGGUGCACCCAGACCACAGGUUCCAGGCCCUCAGCUUGUGUCGGCGAGAGAUGCCUACGACUACGCCUACAAUGCGCCCUCGUAUCCGGCACCACAGUACGCGAGCAUCCGCGAGCCAAGCUCUGCUGUUCCUCGGGCUGUGGCACAUCAUCCAGCAGUCUAUGUCCAGGCGCCUGCUGGCUACGUUGACAACCGGUAUCCCACCGAUGAUGACUUCCGUUAUCAACAGGCCAUCGCUAGCGCAAAGAUGCCGCGGAGGUAAUCAGUUUUUUUGAUCAAUCGCCACGGCCAUCAGCAAAAGCCAUGCUCAUUGUAACAACACCCGUCAUUGGAUACUUUUGUUUUCUUUCUACCUCGUCUUUUUGAUUACUUCGCCGCAGCUGAGACCUCUUUUCUGCGUUUUCACCAUUGCAUGCCAAACAUCACAUUUGAAUCCCCUUCCCCAAUUGGCAGUCUUCGGAUCUGCAUCUGCACCCGGCGACAGAUUGGGCU